AUGAACAGAAGCUGUGUCAGUUGUGCCACGUCCAAGGUCCGAUGCGACCUCGACAAGAAAGGUUUUCCGUGCUCGCGAUGCCAGCAGAAGAACUCAACUUGCGUGAAAGCCGGACGUAAGAAACGGACGAGGAAAACAACGCCCAGCAUCGUCAGUUCAAACCCAUCGCCACAGGAGAGCGUGCAGCAAAAUGAACCGCAGCCACUGAUCGAGCAGAAUGUCGAUUUCUCAUUCUUUGAUACAUCCUCCUUUGGCGAAAUCGACUUUCUAUCACAACUUGUUGAUAUCGAGAGCAUGGUUGACAUGAGUAGUUGGACAUGGAGUCCUAGCGAUAUGGCAUCGCCUAUUGGCGAGAACAUCUUGACUGACAACCAUGUUCUUUGGGCCGGGAUGAGAACAAAUGACGGAUUCAUCUGCCCCGAUAAUUUUCGACUUCCAGCAGACUUCCUUCUUGACCUUGACGGUCCAGAGACUAUCCCUGUGCAUCGCCUUGAGACGCUGGCCAGGCUCUUCUUCUCGCACUUUCACCCUUCACUUCCCCUACUGCAUAUUCCAACAUUCUGCCUAGCUUCAUCAUCUUCUGUUCUAAAACGAGCAAUUUGCUUUAUUGGCGCCGGCUUUGACAGAAGUCCUACUUCUACAGCCGAAGCAAAGUUACUCUACGGGUCUCUUCCAUCGCAGCUGGCUAAGCUAUGUCUUCGUUCAAACGGAAGCUCGCCAAACUUUCAAGAUCUACAAGCUUUAGUACUGCUGCAGUUCGCUGCCAUGGCGAACGGCGGAAGUGCUGAAAGAGCUGCGUCUCGACUCAUACAUCCGCUCCUCGUUGCAGCAAUACGACACGAAGGUCUUCUCAAGGUUCACGGCGAAUGUACCAAAGCUACGCGCAAUGCACAAUUUUGGACAUCAUGGAUACAGAAAGAGUCGAAUAAAAGAGUACUCUGGGGCGUUUAUGCUGUCGACUGUUACCAGUCAAUACUUUGCGGCAGUAAACCUAUUCUAUCACCGACAGAUACGAGAGCCUCUUUCCCAUGCGACGAUGCCAGCUGGACGGCUUGUUCUGCAUCUCUAUGGGCUACGCUACCUGCUCAGGAUCCUUCUAGCUGUUUCCUGUCCUCCGUUAAAGGCCUCAUGGUCGGUCAUGCUCCCGCUGAGACAAAUUUGACAGCCUUUGGGAUGAAUCUUUUGAUCUUGGCAGUCAGUUCGCUUUUGCUCGAAGCCCAAACAUCAAUUCUACCCGUCGAUACUUCGGCUCUGGACUUGGCACUUCAGACUUGGUAUGAAACUUGGCAGCAAUUUCAAAUGCAGUCCCAAGACGCCGGCAAUAGAAGUGCAAACUCUGUCCUCAUCACUAACAGUUUGUCCUUGUACCGUUUAGGGGUCAAUUUUCUCAGAAAUGGGCGGCCUGUUCUGGAUGAAAGAAGUUAUCUGGAAAGGUCUACUGACACUAGGAACCCUCUCAUUAUCAAAGAGCAGGUAUAUCAGGACGAAAUGAUGGAAUACGUGAAGGGAGUACUCAGUGCCUUUGAAGAAGCUUAA
This is a messenger RNA of Fusarium fujikuroi IMI 58289, 1536 nucleotides long. RefSeq lists its product as uncharacterized. Gene Ontology annotation, cellular component: chromatin. Gene Ontology annotation, biological process: regulation of transcription by RNA polymerase II; DNA-templated transcription. Gene Ontology annotation, molecular function: DNA-binding transcription factor activity, RNA polymerase II-specific; RNA polymerase II cis-regulatory region sequence-specific DNA binding; zinc ion binding. The coding region runs from base 1 to 1536 and encodes 511 amino acids. The record is from RefSeq and is a predicted model, not a curated record. Lineage: Eukaryota; Fungi; Ascomycota; Sordariomycetes; Hypocreales; Nectriaceae. The transcript has a single exon.